This is a messenger RNA of Fragaria vesca subsp. vesca, 2298 nucleotides long. Its product is annotated as beta-amyrin synthase-like. Gene Ontology annotation, biological process: triterpenoid biosynthetic process. Gene Ontology annotation, molecular function: beta-amyrin synthase activity. The transcript has 16 exons. Gene Ontology annotation, cellular component: lipid droplet. Lineage: Eukaryota; Viridiplantae; Streptophyta; Magnoliopsida; Rosales; Rosaceae. The record is from RefSeq and is a predicted model, not a curated record. Bases 1 to 2298 code for a protein of 765 amino acids.
AUGUGGAAGCUGAAGGUUUCAGAAGGUGAGAAAGAUUCCUCGGGUUACCUUUACAGCACAAACAAUUUCGUUGGAAGGCAAACAUGGGAGUUUGAUCCCGACGCAGGAACUGCUGAAGAGCGAGCUGAGGUUGAAGCGGCUCGUCUGCAUUUCCACAACAACCGCCAUGAGGUUAAGCCCAGUGGUGACCUUCUCUGGAGAAUGCAGUUCCUAAGGGAGAAGAAAUUCAAACAGACAAUUCCUCCAGUAAAAGUUGAAGAUGGCGAGGUUAUCACACAUGAAAAAACCACGGAUGCUCUGAGAAGGUCUGUCCACUUCUUGUCAGCCUUGCAGGCAAGCGAUGGCCAUUGGCCUGCGGAAAAUGCCGGCCCUUUGUUUUUCCUUCCUCCUUUGGUCAUGGUUAUGCACAUUACGGGGCAUCUUAAGAGUGUAUUCUCCGAGGAGCAUCGUAAAGAAAUUCUGCGUUACAUAUACUAUCAUCAGAAUGAAGAUGGUGGUUGGGGACUACAUAUCGAAGGUCGAAAAAGCACCAUGUUCAGCACAGCUCUCAGCUACAUUUUUAUGCGUAUUCUCGGAGAAGGACCUGAUGAUGGUGGCCAAGACAAUGCUUGUCCAAGAGCAAGAAAGUGGAUUCUUGAUCAUGGUGGUGUCACACACAUACCCUCUUGGGGAAAGACUUGGCUUUCGAUACUUGGUUUGUUUGAUUGGUCUGGAAGCAACCCUAUGCCCCCAGAGUUUUGGAUUCUUCCUUCAUUUUUUCCAAUGCAUCCAGCAAAAAUUUGGUGCUAUUGUAGGAUGACUUACAUGCCAAUGUCAUACCUAUAUGGAAAAAGAUUUGUUGGCCCAAUAACACCUCUGAUUAUUCAAUUGAGAGAAGAACUUUUUACUCAACCAUACGGUGAAAUCAACUGGAAGAAAGCACGUCAUCUAUGUGCCAAGGAGGAUAUCUACUACCCUCAUCCUUGGAUACAGGAUCUCCUUUGGGAUAGCCUCUACAUUUUCACAGAGCCUCUUCUUACUCGUUGGCCCUUCAACAAGCUGAUCAGAGAAAAGGCUCUUCAAGUGACGAUGAGCCAUAUCCAUUACGAAGAUGAGAACAGUCGAUACAUUACCAUGGGGUGUGUCGAAAAGGUGUUAUGUAUGCUCGCCUGUUGGGUUGAAGAUCCAAAUGGGGACUAUUUCAAGAAGCAUCUCGCGAGGAUCCGAGAUUAUUUAUGGGUUGCUGAAGAUGGGAUGAAGAUGCAAGGUUUUGGCAGUCAGCAGUGGGAUACUAGUUUGGCUAUUCAAGCUUUGCUUGCUAGUAAUCUCACGGAUGAAAUCGGACCGACGCUUGCUAGAGGACAUGACUACAUAAAGGAAUCUCAGGUCAAGGAGAACCCAUCUGGGGACUUCAAAAGCAUGUACCGCCACAUUUCUAAAGGAUCGUGGACUUUCUCCGAUCAAGAUCAUGGAUGGCAAAUUUCUGAUGGCACUGCAGAAGGUUUAAAGUGUUGCCUUCUAUUGUCGAUGAUGCCAUCGGAGAUAGUUGGUGAAAAAAUGGAACCCGAGUGCUUGUAUGAUUCUGUCAAUCUUCUACUUUCCCUACAGAGCAUGAAUGGUGGUUUUCCACCCUGGGAACCAGCAAGGGGAGCAGAGUGGUUAGAACUGUUAAAUCCAGCAGAAUUCUUGGCUGACAUUAUGAUUGAGCAUGAACAUGGUGAGUGCACUUCAUCUGUAAUCCAGGCGUUAGUUAUGUUUAAGAAGCUACACCCUGAGCACAGGAAGGAAGAGAUUGAAGAUUCCAUCUCCAUUGCUUUACACUACCUUGAAAAUAUACAAAUGUCGGAUGGUUCAUGGUAUCGAGAUUGGGGAGUUUGCUUCACAUACGGUACCUGGUUUGCGCUAAGCGGAUUGGCAGCUGCUGGGAAGACUUUUAGCACUUGUGCAGCCAUGCGCAAUGGGGUUAGCUUUUUGCUUAAGGUCCAGAGAGAGAAUGGUGGUUGGGGAGAGAGCUAUCUUUCAUGCCCACAAGAGACGUACGUUCAUCUCGAAGGAAACCGAUCCAAUCUAGUACAGACUGCUUGGGCUAUGAUGGGUCUCAUUAGUGCAGGUCAGGCAGAAAGAGACCCGGCACCUCUUCAUCGUGCUGCAAAGUUUAUAAUCAAUUCUCAACUGGAAAAUGGUGAUUUUCCCCAGCAGGAAAUCACCGGAGUCUUCAAGAAGAACUGCAUGAUGCAUUUUGCAGCAUAUAGAAACAUAUACCCAAUGUGGGCUCUUGCAGAAUAUCGCAAUCGGGUUCCCUUGCCUUCCGAGGGCUGA